This is a messenger RNA of Melitaea cinxia (Glanville fritillary), 3915 nucleotides long. RefSeq lists its product as uncharacterized. The record is from RefSeq and is a predicted model, not a curated record. Gene Ontology annotation, biological process: DNA integration. NCBI's taxonomy places the organism in Eukaryota, Metazoa, Arthropoda, Insecta, Lepidoptera, Nymphalidae. The coding region runs from base 1 to 3915 and encodes 1304 amino acids. Gene Ontology annotation, molecular function: nucleic acid binding. The transcript has 3 exons.
AUGUCACUUUUAAGUAGGCAUACGCGAAAGUCUAGUGCUUUGAAAAAAUCUAAAUCCAAAUCUGAAGAUUUCGAAUAUACUGCACAAGAUUUGCCAUCUUUGCGUCGAAAGCGGACAAUUGCUAUUAAACGUUUAAAUAAAGCUUUAGAAAUCGGUCAAUUAGCUAAGAGUGAUCCCUCUCAACGCGACUUAUUUUUAUCUUAUCAUCAUGAUAUUAAGAACAUAACGGCGGCUUUUGAAGACGCACAUUUCGGUAUUUUAGAGAUUUUAGAUGAUUCUUCUGAUUCGGAUGCUUGUUUACAGGAGCAAUUUGAUGACACGUAUUACGAAAUUGAAUCUAUUUAUCGCGGUUUAAUUCGAAGUGAAGAUGCAAAGCAAUCGAAAAGCGUUUCAUCAUCGUUAAAUGUUCGGUUACCUAAAAUAACACUUCCUAGUUUUUCUGGUAACAUCAAGCAAUGGCCGGAGUAUUUUGAUACUUUUAACGCUUUAAUUCAUAAUUCUUCUUCACUUACCGAAACAGAAAAGUUUCACUAUUUGGUGUCCUCCCUUAGCGGCGACGCAUUAUCCGUAGUUAAAGCGUUUCCUUUAACUCAUGAACAUUACACUAGUGCGUACCAAGCCUUAUGCGCUCGAUAUAAAAACAAACGCGAUCUUGCUUUUACUUGUUGGCGCGAAAUCCUUAAUAUUGAAUUUAAGUGUAAGGAUGCUAAGGAAUUUCGUAAGUCUCUCGACACUUUUGAUGAGAACUUAAGUAUCUUGAAAACAAUUAAUUUACCGGUUCAAGACUGGGAUUUCAUAAUUGUGUAUCAUAUCUUAUCAAAACUUAAUACAGAAAUGCGUCGUAGCUUUGAAGAAAAACAUUCCGAUAUCGAGUUUCCGACUUAUAAUCAAUUAAAACUAUUUUUACAAUCUAAGUGUGAGGCUUUAAUGCGGGAUGCACAUUUUUUGGAAUUACCAAAAUCGAAUAAUAAUUCUGAACCUAUCUUUAACGGCUCUCGCGAAGUGGCACUUCGACGGUUUUAUGCGAUUGAAAAAAGACUAUCAACAGAUCAUGAAUUAUCCUCUCAAUACUGCGAAUUCAUGGCUGACUAUAUCGAGUCUAAUCACAUGUCACUCGUGCCACUUGAUCAAAUGGGUACAGGUAAAUAUUACAUCCCACAUCAUUGUGUUUUACGUCCUGACUCGACUACGACUCGUCUUCGAGUUGUGUUUGACGCGUCUGCAAAGGAUCGUAACUCUAAAUCUUUCAACGAUUCUCAAUUAAUCGGUCCGAAGUUGCAACCUGACAUUUUCAAAAUUCUUUUACAUUUUCGGGAACAUCAAAUCGUAAUCAUGGCGGAUGUCCGCCAAAUGUAUCGGCAGAUUCUGAUUUCGCCUGAACACCGCGAGUAUCAACGUAUUCUCUGGAGAUCGUCGCCUCGCGAUGAUAUUCGAGAGUAUCGUUUGAAUACGGUUACUUAUGGUGUAGCCUCAUCUCCUUAUCUCGCUUGCCGUACGUUGCAACAGCUUGCUGACGACGAGGGGGAUGCAUUUCCACUGGCGAAACAGAUCGUACUCUCAAAUGUGUACGUCGAUGAUGUUGUCUGCGGCUUUGACGAUUUUAACGUUGCUCAGGAAGCAAAGACGCAACUUAUCAAACUUUUUAACUUAGGACAUUUUCAACUUCGUAAGUGGGUUAGUAAUGAUCCAAAGCUUUUAUCUGACUUACCCAUUGAACAUCACUUACAAGGUUCAAUAUCGCUUGACCACUCGGAACCCUCACCUCUAAAGGUCCUCGGUCUUCAAUGGGACCCUUUAUCGGAUUCAUUUCUCUUUUCGGUACAACCCACACAUCAAACUUGUACUAAACGUUCAAUCCUAAGCGAACUUGCGCGAAUUUUUGAUCCUUUAGGCUUUCUUUCCCCAAUCACAAUCCAAGCUAAGUGCUUGAUCCAAAAACUUUGGAUUCUCGGUGUGAAUUGGGAUGAAACGCCACCCAUCGAAGUUGUCCAUUCUUGGGCUUCUUAUACGGAUCAACUUCCGAAGCUAGCUCAACUUCGUAUACCGCGCAAACUUACCUGCUCGAAGUCCACAUCAUACGAACUGCACGGAUUUUGCGACAGUUCUGAAGUCGCGUAUGGUGCUGUGAUAUAUUUACGUGCCACAGAUGAAGCUGGAAACAUUCAGGUCUUCUUUGUCUGUUCCAAAGCUCGAGUCGUUCCAUUGAAGCGAAUUCCACUCCCGAGACUAGAGCUUUGUGCUGCAGUCCUGCUGGCUGAUUUAUAUAAGUAUGUUCAUGAUACGUACCUUGCGCACAUUUCAAUCGAUUCUGUCUUCUUGUGGUCAGAUGCUAAUAUCAUUUUGUCCUGGCUACGCUCUCACUCGUCACGCUGGACUACUUUUGUAGCAAACCGCGUGAGUCAUAUCCAAGAAAUCACUCCACCAGAAUGCUGGCACCACGUUUCCUCCAAGGACAAUCCAGCUGAUAUUUGUUCUCGCGGACUUUUCCCCAGUGAAAUUCUGAAUAAUUCCUUAUGGUGGGCGGGACCAGAUUGGCUUGCAAAGGAAAAGGAUUCAUGGCCGUUGCAUGUUGUAACUGUAACUCGGGAAGAAGAAGAGAUUAUCCAAGCUGAGUUAGUAACACAUACCCAAAGUCAAGAAUUUUCAAAUGAAAUUUUAAGCUUACAAAUUAAAAAACCUGUCAUCAAACAGUUUCGUAAACUCAACCCAUUCAUCGACGAUUUCGGAGUCCUCAGGGUGGGCGGCAGACUUUCUCGCUCGGGGCUGGAAUACGAACACAAACAUCCAGCGCUCUUACCUUCUGAUCAUCCGCUAACGUAUUUAAUUAUCGAUCACAUACAUCGUAGUUACUGCCACCCUGGUGUAAACACAACAAUUUUUCUGCUAUUGCGGCAGUUUUGGGUAGUGUCAGUGAAACGUGCAGUGCGUCGUGUUCUUUCAAAAUGUAUAAAGUGCUAUCGACUGCACCCUCAACCGUUACAACCGUUCAUGAGCGAUUUGCCUGCAUAUCGUGUAAAUCAGGUAAAGCCUUUCUCUGUCGUGGGCGUGGAUUUUGGCGGACCUUUUCGCAUAAAACUUGGUCCACAUCGUGGCGCUAAAAUUGACAAGGUGUACCUCUGUGUGUUCGUUUGUCUCGCGACAAAGGCGGUUCAUCUAGAGGUCGUUUCCACACUAUCAGCGGACGGUUUUAUCGCUACUCUUCGGCGUUUUGUGGCGCGUCGUGGUCGCUGCACGACUAUUCAUGCGGAUUGUGGUACCAAUUUUGUUGGUGCCCGGAAUCAACUGUCUUCCCUUAUGGAAAAUGCUUCACAUGCGGAGCGAAUUGAAUUCAAAUUCAAUCCUCCAUCGGCUCCCCACUUUGGCGGAGUGUGGGAGAUUCAAAUUAAAGCGGCCAAAACUCAUUUAUACCGGGUUGUUGGUGAUCAAGUGUUAACUUUUGAAGAGCUAACAACGCUCUUCGCUCAAAUAGAAGCUGUUUUGAAUUCGAGACCGCUUUGCCCCGUAAGUGCUGACCCUAACGAUUUAUCAGCACUAACUCCAGGUCACUUCCUGACCUUAGAACCGCUAACUGCAGUCCCCGAUGAGGAUCUAUCUUCAAUUAACGUUAAUCGGCUUCAUCGGUGGCAGCUGUUACAAUCGUUUCACCAAAACUUUUGGUCCAGAUGGAAAAACGAAUAUCUUAAUUUUUUAACGCAACGCGCCAAAUGGACCAAAGAUUCAAAACCUUUAGCUGUAGGAUCGAUGGUCAUUAUCAAAGAUGACAACCGCGCUCCGUUACACUGGACCCUUGGUAGGGUACAGCAGCUUCUUGCUGGAGCUGACGGAGUCAUUCGAAUUGCACUGGUUAAAACUGCAACCAAUAACGUAAUCCAACGGCCUUUGGUUAAGUUGUGUCCUCUGCCACUGGAGGACUAG